This is a messenger RNA of Cyanistes caeruleus (blue tit), 2077 nucleotides long. Lineage: Eukaryota; Metazoa; Chordata; Aves; Passeriformes; Paridae. The record is from RefSeq and is a predicted model, not a curated record.
AUGCAGAGAGCUCUGGGGCUUGAGGCAACAAAGAUCAUGGCAGGGUUCAAGCAGCCUGGUGUGAAGGAGCAGGGAUGGGAUAGGGGCACCGAGCGGGCCCCGUGGCCCUGCCCGGGACCUGAGGGAAGGGGCUAUGAGCGCUUCUCCUCGGAGUACCCUGAAUUCUGUGCAAAAACCAAGUCCCUGAGCAAUGUGUCACCCCCCACCAGUGCUGAGCCCUUGGAUUUGGGCUGUAGUUCCUGUGGGACCCCUUUUCAUGACCAGGGUGGGCCUGUGGAAAUCCUUCCCUUCCUCUAUCUUGGCAGCGCUUACCACGCAGCCCGGCGGGACAUGCUUGAUGCACUGGGCAUCACAGCCCUGCUGAACGUCUCCUCAGACUGCCCCAACCACUUUGAGGGGCACUACCAGUACAAGUGUAUCCCUGUGGAGGAUAACCACAAAGCUGACAUCAGCUCCUGGUUCAUGGAGGCAAUUGAGUACAUUGACUCAGUGAAGGAGUGCUGUGGCCGGGUCCUGGUGCACUGCCAGGCUGGCAUCUCCCGCUCGGCCACCAUCUGCUUGGCGUACCUGAUGAUGAAGAAGCGCGUCAAGCUAGAGGAGGCCUUCGAGUUUGUCAAGCAGCGCCGGAGCAUCAUCUCCCCAAACUUCAGCUUCAUGGGGCAGCUGCUGCAGUUCGAGUCACAGGUGUUGGCCACUUCAUACGCAGUGGAGGCCGUCAGCCCCUCGGGGACGCUGCGGGAGCGGGGCAAGGCCACCUCCACCCCCACCUCGCAGUUUGUCUUCAGCUUCCCAGUGUCUGUCGGUGUCCAUGCCACCCCCAGCAGCCUCCCCUACCUGCACAGCCCCAUCACCACGUCGCCCAGCUGUUAGCUCAGGGCCGAGGCCAGCCGGGCAGGCAGUGCCAGGCGUGUAGGGGGCGUGGAGCCCUGUGAUGUUAAGCAAUAGUGCCGGACACUGCCAUUCACGCUGGACUCGACAUCUUUUUCGUAGAGAAAUUUCUUACCUCAUCUUGGUUUGUUUGCUUUUUAUUGUUAUGUUUUGAAAGCACGAAGUUGUAAAAGCCACAAACCUUGACAUUGUCCAGGCUCUUUGGGGGAGGAAAAAAAUAGGGUACUGGGUUUCCUCAAGUGCCUGGUCUUGAUGUGUUUCCAUCCCCAUUUUACUGUCUUGUUUUUUUACACCUCCCCCUCUCCCCAUGUUUCUGCCCCCAGCUCAUCUAGGUUGACAUGGGAGCAUACCCUGUUUUUAUUGUGCAGCAGCCUGUCCCCUUGCAGAGAGACCUGUGUGUGUGUGGUGGGUGCUGCUUACCUGAGCCAGGUACGCUUUGGACAAGCAGAGCUGCAGGCAGGACCUUGGGGUGAGCAGGAGUGGUGGCACAAGGCUGCCUGCACUCAACCCCAGCCCUGCCAGUGGCUGGGGAGAUGAGGCAGGACCUGGCAGGCACCUGCCAAGUCACCAGCUGAGCCUAUUCCAAUGGAAGAAAGCAAUCUCUGUGGUUGGGAAGUAGUUUGGAGGGAGAGAUGUAGCCUGAAAUGCCUAUUUUCUUGCCUCUGUGGAUCACUGGUUUCUACAAAACUUGGGUCCAAUCUCCUGUGGCUUUAAGAUGAGAAAGAAGGGCUGCUUUUGAUUACUUUGUUCAGUUUCCUCUCCACGGGUCCCACUGCUGCUCUCCUUCCAAAAGAGGAUGUCCUGGGACAUGGGUGGGCUGUAGUCACGGAGAGAGAAGCUGUGGGGUGGAGGACAGGCUGGCCCAGAGGUGUCAUUCAUCCAGCAUUUUCAAGCUUCUCCCACCUCAUGACCAGCCCUUUUCCUGUGCUGAGUCUUGUUCACCUGUGCAACAUUUCUGCAGCUUUUGGUCCAAGCUUUGAAAAUGCCUCAUCUUCAACCCACCUGGAGCCUUAUUUCCCACCCUACCUCUGCCCUUCCCUCCAGUCCAACACACAAGAUGCCUGUGUGGCUGAUGUACAUAUGUAUGGUUUUGUUCUUUUUUUUUUUCUAGAGAUUAACUUUUUAUUUAUUGCCUGAGGGAGGGAGAAAACACUGUUUGAAGAAAAUAAAAAUAAAACUGUUUUCAACA